AUGAAUCUCCUCCUUGAGCAGAGGGAGGCUCUACAAAAGCAGGUGGGAGAGUUGACAUCUCAGCUGGCAGCCUCCCGAGAGUCGCAGGAGGGAACUGUCCAGAGAGCCCAGCAAGAAGUGAAUGAGGCCCAGGAAGAGUCAAGGCAGAAGCUGUUGGAGGUUGAGCAUGUCCAGAAGAUGCUGGAGGAGGCAGAACAUCAGAACAAGGAGCUGCUGAUUCUGUCUAUGGAGGAAAAGGACCUUCACCUCAGAACGCUGGAAGAAGAGAACCUGGCACUCAACAGUCAGAUGUCUCAGCUUCGUUCUACUCUUCAGCAGGCCCAAAAGCUCUGUUCUAAAUAUAGGAGAGAACUGCAGGAGCUCAACACCCAGAUCUGGGCCCAGCUGGACGCUGUGAGGCAGAAGGCAGCUCGUGAGGCAGCUGAAGAGAAGCAGGUGCUGGAAACUGAGGUGUCUGAGCUGCGUGUGAGGCUCCAGAGCUCUGAAGAAAGAGCAGAGGCCGUGGCCAUACAGCGUAAGGCAGCAGAGCUGGAGCUGAAGAAGACAAAAGCUCAGAGAGACCGACUAAAAGCCGAAAAUAAGGAGCUGCUGAAACAGUUGGAGGAAAUGGAGCAAGGUUUGCAGAGGGCAGAAAAGAAACACACCUCUCGAGAAACUGCCAUGGAGAAAGAGGCCAGUGAAAGACAGGAAGAGGCUGUGACUCUUUGUCAGAAGGUGCCAUCCCUGAAGAGGAAAUUGGAGAGCCUGGAGAAAGAAAGGAAGGAUGUGCAGCAGGCUGUUGGAGCAGAAGGGAAGCAGGUGUCAGAGCACUCCAGGGAGGGCGUGGAAUGUGUGCAGGAUCUGGUUGCAACAUCAGCAGAAGUCAAGACAGAGAAGCGUGAAUCGACCACUGAGCCUAGGAGAACUGGCGAGCUGGUGAAACCUGAAGGAAGAAGAAUCAGAAGUUUUAAGAGAGUGUUCCUCCCAGACUACAUAAAGUUGCGUGUCUCUGACUCUGACCAGCAGACUACGUUGACGUCUCAAGAACAGGAAUCCUCCAGUAGCUUAGGGGAGCAGUAG
Messenger RNA from Hirundo rustica (Barn swallow), 1059 nucleotides. RefSeq names its product calponin homology domain-containing protein DDB_G0272472-like. The transcript has 7 exons. NCBI's taxonomy places the organism in Eukaryota, Metazoa, Chordata, Aves, Passeriformes, Hirundinidae. The record is from RefSeq and is a predicted model, not a curated record. The coding region runs from base 1 to 1059 and encodes 352 amino acids.